ACCGGCAGCUCUACACCGGCAGAUGAGACCCAAGACCCUUUUUCUUUUUGCAUACUUAGGGGGAUCAAAUGACCAGUGAGAACUGAAUUAGCAACAUGUCUCCCUCAACGGGAGUCGAUGUCAGGCGCUCAUCCUUGUGAUGCAAAGUGAGGCGCUGAAUGAGGUCGAGCUUUGAUUUGCUUAUUUGGGAUCGACUUGUACAAUUACAGGGUGAUGGAGUCUUUUGACCGGGAGCAGGGACGUGGCUUGGGUUUGUUGACUGUACUCUGUGUCUGGGUUAACUGAAGCUGAAUGGACAUAGGAGGCUGGUUAAGCACUGCUUAUUGAGUCGCUUGUAGGACCCCAUGAGACCUCAGAAACAACAAUGGCAGAAUUAAUGGGUAAAGUGCAAUGAGAAUGUCAACGCGACGGGGAGCGUGCUCAGAGCAGAGCCGGCUCUUAAGUCUGUCUGAGGUGCAGAAUGUACAGCUUCAUGGGAGGAGGGCUGUUUUGUGCAGGAGUGGGCAAUAUACUCCUGAUUGUUUCCACAGCAACAGAUUACUGGAUGCAGUACCGUCAUUCGAACAACUACAUGCAUCAGGGGCUGUGGAGAUACUGCAUGCCCGGAAAAUGCUUCACACACACUGACAGCAUUGCAUACUGGGAUGCUACACGAGCGUUCAUGAUCUUGUCUCUGUUGGCCUGCUUCUUUGGCAUCAUCAUCGGUAUUAUGGCCUUCAUCCACUACUCAUCCUUUGACAGGUUUAAUAAAACCUUUGCUGCAGGCAUUCUGUUCUUCAUUUCAUGCUUUUUUGUGUUUCUGGCCAUGGCUGUGUACACUGGAGUUACAAUAAAUUACUAUGGUAAACGCUAUGGUAACUGGAGGUUCUCCUGGUCUUACAUCAUUGGCUGGGUGUCUGUUGUGCUCACUUUCUUUUCAGGAAUUUUCUACAUGUGUGCAUACCGGAUGCAUGAAUGCCCCAGAAGCUCAAAUCCUCACUAGAAAACUGGGCUUUAUUAUCAUCAAUAUUGGAAGCCACUUCAGUAUCAAACAUCUCAUGAAAAUAAGAACCAAGUACAUAUUAAAUGAAGAAUCAUAGAUAGAAUAGCAAUGUGUGAACACUUACAAUCUUGCUGUCUAUAUUAUGAAAAACUGUACAAAACAACUGGUGGAGAAUCUGAUUAUAAGAUGAAAAAACAUUCAAAAUAAUGAUUAUUUCUCUUUGUUUUGCCUUCAUACAUUUUUUUCCCUGUCCUUCAUUCAUUCUUUCUAUCUUUCUAAAAAAAAUAAAGUGGUUCUACAAUAAAAAAAAAUAAUAAUAAAUGGAUGCUAUCAGACAUAUAGAAUGUGUGUAUUAAACUAUAUUUUUAAGAUAUGUAAUGGCAUGGAAUUACACAAUAAACUGGUCUGCUCUCAGUGUGAGGAGCGCGAGCUAAUGCCAAGCCUCUUACAGAAACGCACCACUUAGGUGUGACGCAGUGGCGUGCUGUCUCCCAAUUUCACUUGAUUAAAUGGCUAUUAAAAGCUG
This is a messenger RNA of Carassius auratus (goldfish), 1508 nucleotides long. Its product is annotated as lens fiber membrane intrinsic protein-like. The transcript is spliced from 5 exons. Bases 461 to 982 code for a protein of 173 amino acids. Lineage: Eukaryota; Metazoa; Chordata; Actinopteri; Cypriniformes; Cyprinidae. The record is from RefSeq and is a predicted model, not a curated record. Gene Ontology annotation, cellular component: plasma membrane. Gene Ontology annotation, molecular function: structural constituent of eye lens.